AUGACAGAUGUCCAGCAGCAUCUCGAGGCUCCUCACCCAGAGCCUCAGCCGGAACAGCGUGUCCGAAAGAGACGUCGCCGGACAAUGGCCUGUACGCAAUGUCGCAGUAGGAAGCUCCGCUGCGAUCGCGAUUAUCCCAUCUGCGGCCGCUGUCAGAAAAGCAAAACGCCCAACAGCUGUACCUAUGAAGACGGCUUCCUUUGGCAGCAACCCAAUACGGUUGCUUCACCCGCGUUCCCCGACCGAGGUUCCACUGCCGCCAUGGCUCACUUGCCCCGACUCGAUCGGACGAACGCUGCCCCGGACUCGGGGAUAAGCUCUCAUCCCACUCGGGCGCUCCCAACAACGGCACCCAGAGGAGAAAAACGAGACAAAUUUCUGGAAACCGUCUUGGGAGCCCCUAGGGCGGCAGUGGACCAGGAGUCCUAUGUGAAUAGAGAGGUGCUACAGCGUCCCAGACAUACUUCCGAGCAUCCUCGGGACGCACUAUCACGCCCACGCCCUGUCAAAGAUGAUGAUAGUCCCCCGUCUCCCUCGCAGCAACUUGUUAUCAUGCCUCGGAUCAUCAUGAGAGGAAAGGAAACCAAAACACGUUACAAUGGAUCGGGGAUAUUCGCCAAUCUAAUUGCACAGGUAUUGCCCAGAAGUGCCUUCCCGGAUAUUAAGUCCUUUGCUGAAGACAUUCGACUAGCCAGUCCUCAGCUUUCAGCAUUGCGGCCGGAUCUAUCGAGAGUAAAUAGAGGACUGUGGAAGACGAAGCCGCUCAAUGAAUCCUUUCCGGUGCCUGACACUAUAUCACUAACUAAUAUGGUCCCGUCCCGUUGGGUAGUGGAUGAAUUGGUUGCUCUGUAUCUGACUUAUAUCGAGUCCACCCACCGGAUUCUUCAUGUUCCCUCCUUUCUUAAAGAACUCGAUGAGUUCUGGACGCAGAAAGACAACCCCGACUUAGUAAUGCCUCGCUUUGUUGUUCAACUGCUCUUAGUUCUCGCCUGUGCCUGGAACCUGACCGAUAUUGAUUCCCUUCAGGCGAAGAAUGAGGCCCCGCUGGCCUGUUACACAGCAAUUGAAUGGGUUCUUCACGCCGAGAAAUGGAUCGAGAACGCCCAUAUCAAGCGCCCGGAGAUCACAACACUCCGUCUUUAUAUCCUUUUGAUCAUUGCACACAACACCCAUGGAAUGAAACGUAGCAAGGCAUGGCUUGCCACGGGGACUCUGGCUAAGCAGGCCAUGAUGGCUGGGUACCAUCGAGACCCUAGUAUGUACACCAGGAUUUCCGUUUUCAACAAAGAGAUGCGCCGGCGAAUUUGGACGACCAUUGUAGAACUCGACCUCCAAGUGUCACUAGAGCGAGGGAUGCCACCCGCUAUCCAGGAAUCCGAUUACGACACGACGCCUGCUCUAAACAUAAAUGAUAACGAAAUUCAUGAGGCGAGUAUAGAGCUUCCUGCAGGAAGGCCACCCCACGAAAUGACGGAUUCAUCCUUCCAGUCUGUUUUGGCCCAGUCACUCCCAUUGCGGUUAAGAGCCUGUGAGUUGAUGCACUCUCCACGGAUCAGCUGCCGCUAUGACGAGAUUCUUCGCAUGGACUGGGAGUUGAAUCGAUAUCUCUCGAACAUUCCUUCCUGGUCCACCUCGAAUGUCGAAGACUCGCAGGCCCAGCACAAAAUUGUCUUGAUUAAGGCUAUGCUGGAAACCAAGAUUGGACAGAGUCUCUUAUCCAUCCAUACUCCCUUUGCCAUCGAGGCCCAACGAGAGUCGUUAUUCGCCCCGUCUGCUCGGACUCGGCUGGAGGUGGCCACCAUGAUUCUAACCACCCAGAGACAAUUAUACGAAAGAUCACAACAGCUAUCCCUCUGUAACUUGGUCUUCUCUCUAAAUAGCCGGGACUUGGACGAAGCUUACCGUUUAUUAUCUCUCUCUUGCGGCACCUCCCUCGUUAGCAAGCUCCCCGGAAUGCCGGAGUCUCUGAUUUCAUUGGUGGAGACAAUCUUGAUCUGCCUAGAGACGCGCCUCCUCCUCGUGGUCAAAGGCGCAAAAGAGUACUUUUUCAUGUCCACCAUCUUGGCUUUGGCCAAAGUGACUCUCUGGCCGGAGCAGGCGAACGUGUAUAAGCAGGAAGUUGUCGAACGUGUAAUCUUCUUUGCCCAAACUCUCUUCUCGCGGCAUGCAAAUUGCGCUCACCUGGGGGACUACGCUUUCACAGAUAGGAAUGCCGAAGACCCGGAAGGUGUGGAGACGAUUGGACCCUAUAUUAUGGAUACGGCGCGACAAACCAAAGAGGCUAGGCUAGGAAACGUUGCCCAUUCUAUGAUGAGCAACAUCAACGAGGAGAGGAAGGGCUUGUCAAAGGGCAUGAAGAGGAUGGCCGAGAGCGAGUAUAAGAAGUAUCAGCCUACUUACGACUGA
Aspergillus tanneri is the source of this 2406-nucleotide messenger RNA. RefSeq names its product putative C6 transcription factor. The transcript has 5 exons. Gene Ontology annotation, molecular function: DNA-binding transcription activator activity, RNA polymerase II-specific; RNA polymerase II cis-regulatory region sequence-specific DNA binding; zinc ion binding. NCBI's taxonomy places the organism in Eukaryota, Fungi, Ascomycota, Eurotiomycetes, Eurotiales, Aspergillaceae. Bases 1 to 2406 code for a protein of 801 amino acids. The record is from RefSeq and is a predicted model, not a curated record. Gene Ontology annotation, cellular component: nucleus. Gene Ontology annotation, biological process: DNA-templated transcription; regulation of transcription by RNA polymerase II.